AUGUUCCCCAGCAGAAUGGCUCUGAGCCAGUCCAGCCUGCUGUGCGGUCCGCUGGAGGAGCUGCAGGAGCUCGCCUUCAUCGAGAGGCCGAUCCGCAGGAGCCUCAAGACUGCAGAGGAGAUCGAUCAGCUGACUGUGGACGAAGACCUGAACGACAUCGAGAGAGCCGUCUACCUGCUCAGCGUGGGUCAAGAGGUGCAGAGGGCCAGCGUUAUCAGUAACCUGCCGAGUCUCGUCCGCCAGAAUCCUGCUGAGACUUUUCGUCGGGUUGUACCAAAAGUUCGGGAGGUCCUGAAUGGAGCCGGAGGUGAAAUCCAGCUGGCAGCAGCGGGGUCAUUUUUAACCAUCCUCCAGGACGACAUCAUCCUGAUCCACACCCAUACCUACUCCAUCCUGAAAACUGUCCUGCUGCACCUGAACCAUCGGGACACAGUGGUUAGCAACGCCUGGUUAGAGACUCUGCUGUCAGCCAUCAACGCUCUGCCCAAAGAGACCAUUAAACAAGAGGUGCUGAACCCCCUCCUGUAUCAAUCUCAGCUGUCUCACUCUCCUCAGGCUCGUCUGGCCAGCUGUCGCAUUUUAGGGAAAGCCGCCUGCAAGUUUGAUUCUCACAUAGUGAAGAAGGAGCUGCUGCCGUUUGCUCGUUCUUUGUGUCAGGACCCUGAGUUUGAGGUCAGAGCAUGUAUGUGCCGUCAGCUGGAGGGUAUUGCCAGGGCCACCGGGGUGGAUGACACCAGGAUGGAGCUUCUCCCUGAGCUGGUGGAGCUUGCUGGAGACGAGGCGAGCACAGUCCGUCUUGCCGCCUUCGACACCAUCAUCAACCUGAUGGAGAUGAUGGACAGCGACAACCGACUCCAUGUCGUGAUUCCCCUGGUAAUGUCGGUGUGCGAGACCUCAUCACAGGCAGAUGAAGCCAUUGUGGCGUCUCUGUCGUUUCAGUUUGGAAAACUCUGCAGCGGACUGGCAGGGUCUCUGUCAGAUGAGCAGAAGGGUCGCUUACUGCAGAGGUUUAAGAUGAUGUGUGUCGCUGGACUGCAGACUGAAGGAAACCAGACUGAUGGCAACAAUGAGGCUACACUGAUUCGCUGCAACUGCUGCUACAACCUGCCGGCAAUGGUGGUGUUUGCGGACUCAGCUCACUUCUUGUCAGAGCUCUACCCUUCUUUCUCCAGUCUUUGUAGUGACCCAGAGGUCAGCGUCCGGCGAAGUGCUGCAGCCAGUUUCCAUCAGGUGGUGAAGCUGCUCGGUUCAAACGUCCAGCUCGUCCACAAGGAACUUCUGUGUCUGCUGCAGGAUGAUGCGCUGGAGGUGUUGGACGCUCUGAUGAAUUACUUGGAGGAAACUCUGGAAGCGGUUCUAUCCAGAGGAGAGAACCUGGCACUGGACAAUAAGUUUCCAGAGUUACUGUCGGCGCUGCUGUUAGCAGAACAGAAAGUUGGAGGUUCUCUGCGUUGGCGGCUACAUGAGAAGCUGCUGCAGCGUUACUGCUGCCUGGCCAGACUGCUUCCCGGAGAACUGUUGUUCCAGAGCUUCUCCUCUCGCAUCUUCAUCAUCCUCACCACUAAUAAAGUGUUGCCAGUGCAGAGGGAGGCGGCUCGUACAUUUUGCACGUUUCUGCGCUACAACCGCAACCAGGAGCAACGUCAGGAGAUGAUGGAGCGACUGAUUCAAGAUCUGGCUCAGGGCCGCAGCUACUGGAACCGUCUGAGAUUCCUUGAUGUUUGUGAAACUGCCACUGAGAUUUUCUCCAGAAAAUACUUUAACGAACACUUCUUGAUCCCAGCUCUGGAGCUGGUCCAUGAUCCUGUCGCCAAUGUCAGAUACAAGCUGUGCCAGUUGUUGCCCAGGUUGCGCUCGUCGCUCCGCUUGCCGGCUGACAAACAGCUGCUGCAGAAACUUGACUUCUGCGUCCAGAAACUUCUCUGCAGAGAGAAAGACAAAGACGUGGUGGCCACUAUCCGCAAGACAGUGUUGGAACUGGACAAAUUGGACCUGUCAGAACCUUUUCACAAGAGGCAAGAGAGGGACUUGCUGGACCAGAAGAAGGAGAAGGAGGAAACCCUUCUGCUAGAGAUAGAACAGCUGGAGCGCCAGCAGAAUGAUGGGAAGCUGAACUCUGACAAACAUACGGAAAGAAAACGAAGAGACAGUAAGACCAGUCUGUCUGCCACAAAGUCCAUGUCUGUGACUUCGUCUGGAGCAGUCACGUCCUCCUCUGGUAAAGAAAUGAGGAAGGCUAAACUGUCUCGGAGUCGGUCCCUCAGCAGUCAACCAACGACGUCCAAACCUCUGAACUCAGACAGAACUCUGAAAGUCAAAGAGCUGAGCAGUACAUCCGGAUCUGGGAAGUCAUCCAUGUUGUCCAGCAAAGAUGACUCCUUAAGGACGGCCCACUUCACCAUGGCAACCCAGUCUGCCGCCUCCAUGCCGGUCUUGAUCCGCAGCAACACCACUAGCCUCCUGGACAGGGCCAGUACUCUGGACCAGAGAGACCAUAGAUCCAGUACGCUGGACCACAGAACUAGUAACAUGGACCACAGGAACAAUAUGAUGGACCACAGAACCAGUACCUUGGACCAUAGGACCAGUGCCAAUGACCAGAGAGACUACAGAACCAGUACCCUGGACCAG
This is a messenger RNA of Stegastes partitus (bicolor damselfish), 2631 nucleotides long. It is a transcript of the gene ppp4r4, whose product is annotated as protein phosphatase 4, regulatory subunit 4. Gene Ontology annotation, molecular function: protein phosphatase regulator activity. Gene Ontology annotation, cellular component: protein serine/threonine phosphatase complex; cytosol. The transcript is spliced from 24 exons. The annotation marks the transcript as partial. The record is from RefSeq and is a predicted model, not a curated record. NCBI's taxonomy places the organism in Eukaryota, Metazoa, Chordata, Actinopteri, Pomacentridae.